UCUCCGCGAGACCACACCACGACGCGCACGCCUCCCCCGCCGCGUGGCGACGUGUGAUCCGGGCCCGCAUGGCAGCGACGUGGCCCGGCCAGGGGUCAAAGCCUAUCCAUCCACCGCGCGAAUAACUGCGCCCCUGGCCCACGCGUCAGUGAGACCCCGCGCAGGCGGCACGCGUUUCCUUGCCGAAUCCUGCGAGUUGCCUCCUCGGGUAUAUAUCCGGGGAAGGAGGGUGCGGCCAAAGCCGAACCAUCACGCGUCGCCCACAGAAACAUCGCCUGAGAUCGGCUACUUGGUUUGCUGAUCGCCGGAGUUCUCGUCGUCGUUCGGUAGCUUGGGGGAACAAUGGGAGGCGGCAAGGACAAGCAUGACGAGGGUGACAAGGGGCUCUUCUCAAACAUAAUGCAUGGUGUUGCCGGUGGCCAGGGGUACCCGCAUCAGGGAUACCCUCCGCAAGGCUACCCGCCACCACCUGGGGCGUACCCGCCUCCCCCUGGGGCGUAUCCUCCACCAGGGGCUUAUCCCCUGGCACCCGGGGCAUACCCACCACAGCAUGGGUACCCUCAACCGGGUGGGUACCCUCAACCAGGUGGUUACCCUCCACAUGGUGGUUAUCCCCCUGCUGGUUAUCCCGGCUCAUCUCACCAGGGUCAUGGUAGCAGCCAUGGUGGCAUGGGGAUGGGGACGGUUCUAGCUGGAGGCACCGCCGCCGCUGCAGCUGCGUAUGGAGCACACAAGCUCUCUCAUGGGCAUAGCGGACAAGGUGGACAUGGGGUCAUUGGAGGCUAUGGCCACGGUUACGGCCAGGGCUACGGCGGUUACGGCCAGGGCUACGGCGGUCACGGCAAGUUCAAGCAUGGUCACGGCCACCACGGCAAGUUCAAGCACGGCCAUGGCAAAUUCAAGCAUGGCAAGCAUGGGCACGGCAUGUUCGGCGGCAAGUUCAAGAAGUGGAAGUGAUGUGCACCCAAUGGUUUGAUCAUACUAAACUCCUAAGCAGGCUUCCAUAACUUCUGUUAUCGGGAAUGCCUUUGCGAUGUAUUUAGCAGGGUGAUUGUUCAUCCUUCCUCUAUAUGUGUGACAAGAUGGUUUGCUAAUAAGUAACUGAAUAACCUUGUCGAUUCCCUGUAAUGAUGCUGUAUCUUUUGUGCAUUGUUCUCUGAAGAUUAUUUCUCUAGUGGAGGGAUGUUGAUACCUUGCGUUUAUAUAUGGUCCACUGAAAUUCUUCUGA
This is a messenger RNA of Panicum virgatum (switchgrass), 1228 nucleotides long. Its product is annotated as glycine-rich protein A3-like. NCBI's taxonomy places the organism in Eukaryota, Viridiplantae, Streptophyta, Magnoliopsida, Poales, Poaceae. Bases 343 to 957 code for a protein of 204 amino acids. The transcript has 3 exons. The record is from RefSeq and is a predicted model, not a curated record.